AUGCCGCAGAAAAGAUCAAAAAGACCAAGCAGACUCACACCCUCCCCGAGUCCGUCGGCAAGCUCGGCGAGUUUUGAUCUUGCUUCUCCGGAUCGACCAUUUGAUAAUAUUUUAAAUUUUCGGGAUGUUGGGAGGUCGGUUAAUGAGUUUGCUGGGAAUAAGAUUUUGAAAGAGGGUGUUCUCUUUCGAAGCGCAAGGCUCGACGAUGCAUCAGAGCGGGAUAAACACCGCCUCAUAGACGACAUUAAUCUCUUGACAGUCAUCGAUCUACGCUCACACACGGAACAUGUAUUGGCGACAAGACGACGCCAAAUAUCCCUAUCAUUAACUCCUUCGGAGGAGCCUAGUUUUCCAGAAACUGCAGAUCGACCACAUCUCCUAGACUUACCUGGAGUAAAACGACACUUUAUCAGUCUGACCGGACGCGCAUUUGAGAGGUUACUCUUGUGGCGGUUAGACUGGUAUAAUUUCAUAAAAGUAAUUGGCCUGCUCACCUCCGGCUACCGCAAAGAAGCCAUCAGAGUCAUCGCAACCAACGUCAUGAAACCGCGCGGUCUCAUCGGCCUAGGUCAGGACACCCUGGACAGCGCCGGUUCCGAGAUCCGCGACGUAUUCAACGUCCUCACCAGCGACGACGCAUACCCGGUCCUGAUCCACUGCACACAGGGCAAAGAUCGAACUGGCUUAAUCAUCAUGCUGCUCCUGCUCCUAGUCCAAGAGACAGCGCCGGAUGUACCACUCACCGCCAUCGCGGCGGAUUACUCAAAAUCAGAGACGGAACUACGGCCUGAAUUGGAGUCGUUAAUGAAAGAAAUUACCGACAUCGGCCUAGAUGAGGAAUAUGCAAAGACUCCGCCGGGUUUCACGGAAGCUCUUAAGGAGCAUUUGGAUACCAAGUAUGGUGGCGCAAAAGCAUAUUUACUGUCGAUUGGGUGUGAGGAGGCGAAUAUUGAGAAGAUUCGAAGGAGGUUGUUGUUGUUGUAA
Messenger RNA from Talaromyces marneffei, 984 nucleotides. RefSeq lists its product as uncharacterized. The transcript has 5 exons. The coding region runs from base 1 to 984 and encodes 327 amino acids. Gene Ontology annotation, molecular function: phosphoprotein phosphatase activity. The record is from RefSeq and is a predicted model, not a curated record. Gene Ontology annotation, biological process: dephosphorylation. Lineage: Eukaryota; Fungi; Ascomycota; Eurotiomycetes; Eurotiales; Trichocomaceae.